Penicillium vulpinum is the source of this 603-nucleotide messenger RNA. RefSeq lists its product as uncharacterized. NCBI's taxonomy places the organism in Eukaryota, Fungi, Ascomycota, Eurotiomycetes, Eurotiales, Aspergillaceae. Bases 1 to 603 code for a protein of 200 amino acids. The transcript is spliced from 2 exons. The record is from RefSeq and is a predicted model, not a curated record.
AUGACCACUGAAGGAGCCCCCGUGCAGAGCAAUGCAGCUUCAGACCAGGACACUGCCCAGCUAGUCAAAGAACACUCGCAAGCAUUCCAGAACAGAUUAAACACCAUUCAAACGGAUAGCGAGCCUGAUAUUGAAACAACAAAGUCCGAUAUAGACAAUGACCAGCUUAAGGCAGAGUCAGGGCUUCAAACACCCAAGCCUGCUCCAGGCACCGAGCCGCCUGUGACAGAGUCAGGUGGAUCUCCUCUCGGUAGUAUCCCCAUUGCUCGUGAGUCGCAGAUUCCAGUAGGACCGAGGGAUGAAACAGUGGCAGGCGAGAAGCGUGACAUUGAUUCAACUGUGACGCCCACUCUGGCCCUGGCUGGGGACGAGGAGCAACGAAAGCCCGAACCGUCGGAUGAGCCUGAUACCAAGAAGCUGAAGACAGACGACAAGUCUGCCCCAGAUUCCAAUGGCACCGCUGGUACUCCCUCCCACACAGACAACGGAGGCCAGAAGAAGGAUAGUCGAACCAAGAAGGAGAAGAUCAAGGAUGCCGUGAAGAGGGUUACUCCGGGAGAUGGAAUUGGUAGUCGGACUCGCAGCCGGACCAAGGCCGCUUGA